Molecule: messenger RNA, 2263 nt
Organism: Clarias gariepinus (North African catfish)
Lineage: Eukaryota; Metazoa; Chordata; Actinopteri; Siluriformes; Clariidae
Gene: znf385b
Product: zinc finger protein 385B
Exons: 9
Coding region: 90-1589 (499 amino acids)
Cellular component (GO): nucleus
Molecular function (GO): zinc ion binding; nucleic acid binding
Source: RefSeq, a predicted model, not a curated record
GCCGAGAGAAGGUUCCGCGCGUGCCUGCUGCAGGAGGAACACCGUGCUGAAGUUUACUCCUGGAGAAUCAGCUCCUGUUCAAACAAGGCAUGAAGACUCCUCUGAGCCCGGCACAGCUGAUGGAGAACAGCCCUCCGUACUUUCCGGUCACAGAGCUGACGGACGGAAUGGAGGACGUUUCGCCGCAGGAAAGGAAGAAGCUUUUGUACUCGCUCUGUGAGGUGUGUAACAUCCAGCUGAACUCGCCUGCCCAGGUCGAGACGCACUACAACGGGAAAUCCCAUCUGCGCCGGGUCAAACAGCUCAACAGCGGAGAGAGUUCACCGGCUGGCAACAACAACAACAACAGCAGCGUCCCCAAUCCUCUCACCACGGCAAUUACAAGCGGCAGCACAGGAAGUUCGUGCCAUAGUAACACGCUCCCGGCACUUGUGCGUACGCCUCCGCUGAUGAUGCAGUCCACGCUGGACAUGAAACCGUUUAUGUCUUUCCCUGUGGAUGGCUCAUCGCCCGUCGGUCUCUUCGCCAAUUUCAGCACGAUGGAUCCCGUCCAGAAAGCCGUAAUUAACCACACCUUCGGCGUCUCCAUCCCUCCGAAGAAGAAGCAAGUGAUCUCGUGCAACAUCUGCCAGCUGCGCUUUAACUCAGACAGCCAAGCCGAAGCGCACUACAAAGGGAGUAAACAUGCCAAGAAGCUCAAAGCACAAGACUCUACGAAAACUAAGCAGAAAGGCAGAUCUGGCUCGGACAACGGCGCCAAACCGGUCAACGCCGGUCCUUCCCCCGCCCCCGCCCCCGCCUCCUCUGCUAUGGUCACUGACAGCACCACUGACCAGUCAGAAAAAAGUACAGAAGCUCCCAGCACUCCAAAACCCCCCGUCUCUCCGCGUUUCUUGGUGCCUGCCUCUCCGUUAGCCUCCAGCACCUGCAAGCCGACUCCGGCGCCCUCGGCAGAGCACAAAGCCAGUCCCAAACCGAGCCAGGCUGAACCGAGCACAGAAUCCGAAGAGGAAAAAGCCAAGAAACUGCUCUACUGCUCACUGUGUAAAGUGGCUGUCAACUCCCUGUCGCAGCUGGAGGCUCACAACACAGGUUCGAAGCACAAAACCAUGCUGGAGGCGAGAAACGGAGCCGGGCCUAUUAAGGCCUACCCUAGACCUGGCUCCAAACUCAAGAUGCAGGCCAACGUUCUAAAAGGUUCAGGAUUACAGAACAAGACGUUCCACUGCGAGAUCUGCGACGUCCAUGUCAAUUCAGAAAUUCAGCUCAAACAGCACAUCUCCAGCAGAAGGCACAAAGACCGGGUGGCAGGCAAACCUCUAAAGCCCAAAUACAGUCCUUACAACAAGCAGCAGCGCAGCUCCAGCUCCCUUGCAGCUAAGCUUGCAAUCCAGAAGGACCUUGUGAAACCCAUCUCUCCAGCCUUCAUCUCCAAUCCGUUCUCCUCCACCACGAUUCCUUCCAUCUCUCUCCACGCGCGCCCCAACACCUCCAUCUUUCAGACGCAAGCACUACCAGCCUCCUUCCUGCGAGGGGCACCGGGCCCCAUUCGGCCCUCCAGCAGCUCCAUCCUCUUUACUCCGUACUGAACAACGCCAUGGGUGAGAGGCUGACACUCUGACCUCUGACCUCUCAGGCAUGGAAUACUCUAAGUGAUGUCACAGCCUGAUGGAGGAAGGUGUGUUUGUUUAAAAAGACCGAAACAAUUUGCUGGUCCAAGUCUUCAUGUAUUACUCGAGGAAGAGUGUUUGGAUUCUUGUAGAAGAAAAAAGAAAAAAUCUUCUUCCUCUUGAAGGGCCAAGUUUUUUAUGAGGUGCUCGAGACCUGUUUGGAUUCUCCCAGAAGAGAGAGAACUUUAAAAAAAAAAACUGCUUCCUGAUUGACUUGAAUGAUCGUGGUCUUCCUCUUUAGUGGAACAGAAACUUCUGGAUACACACAUGGAAAAAAAAAUAAGUCUAACAAUCAUGAACCUACAACAAUCAGAUGCUAUGUGUUGCGUUCAGUGGCUCGAUGUGGUCAGGGAAUGUUUGCUGUCUCGUAUCGUGUAGUCGAUGAUGGUUCAUUGUUUUUGUGAACUUUGUUCCUCUUCCACCUUUUUUUUUUUUUUUUUUAAAUCUCAUGUUGUGUAUUUCCUUUAUCGAGCCUCCGGAUCAAAUUUCAUCGAUAACUCACUGGGUUAUAGUCACCUUCUUUACACUUUUACUCUAAAAAUCUACUUUUUAUUUAAAUUAAUGACUACAAGGCUAAUUCUCUUCAUUUGUAG